This is a messenger RNA of Lacerta agilis (Sand lizard), 3366 nucleotides long. It is a transcript of the gene BTF3L4, whose product is annotated as basic transcription factor 3 like 4. Lineage: Eukaryota; Metazoa; Chordata; Lepidosauria; Squamata; Lacertidae. The transcript is spliced from 6 exons. The record is from RefSeq and is a predicted model, not a curated record. The coding region runs from base 111 to 587 and encodes 158 amino acids.
GGUCCGAGGCCUCCUUUCUCUGGGCCCCUUUCUAUCCCCCCCACCUAUCCGCCAUCUUGUUCUUGCCGCGUGUUGCCUUCGGAGGGUUCUUCGGACUGAGAUAAAGCACGAUGAAUCAAGAAAAGCUGGCUAAACUUCAGGCGCAGGUCCGAAUAGGUGGAAAGGGUACAGCUCGUAGAAAGAAGAAGGUAGUCCACAGAACAGCCACAGCUGAUGAUAAAAAGCUUCAGAGUUCACUCAAAAAAUUGGCAGUAAACAAUAUUGCUGGGAUUGAAGAGGUGAAUAUGAUAAAAGAUGAUGGAACAGUUAUUCAUUUCAACAAUCCCAAGGUCCAGGCUUCGCUUUCUGCAAAUACAUUUGCAAUUACUGGUCAUGCUGAAGCUAAACCAAUUACGGAAAUGCUGCCUGGCAUCUUAAGCCAGCUGGGUGCUGACAGCUUAACAAGUCUCAGAAAGUUAGCUGAACAGUUCCCAAGGCAAGUGUUGGAUAGCAAAGUACCAAAAUCAGAAGAUAUUGAUGAAGAAGAUGAUGACGUUCCUGAUCUUGUAGAAAACUUCGAUGAAGCAUCAAAAAAUGAAGCUAAUUAAUUCAUUAAUAGUUCUGGAAGUUGACAUGGACUAGAUUUAAGAAAUCAGCUGUGUGGUUCCAAAGUUUUACAGAAACAGUGAACAUUACCCGUUUAAUAGUUCAAUAAUAUAAAAUAUUUUGUAUUUUAAUUAUGCUGCUUGUUCAGCAUUUCCUGUUGGUUGAUUUUUGCAUUUUGCACUUACUCCCAGGAUCUACCUUUUCAGUUAAAAAGGAGAAAAACAAAUAAUACAUUUUCAGUGCAGAUUAAGGGGUGUGUGCAUGUGUGUGUAUGUGUGUAUGUGGCUUUGCGUACAGUGGAGAGGAAAUCGCUGAACAGAUCUAUUCGACUUUCCCUUCCCCCUUGAAAGUAGAAAUAAAAUGAGUCUUUAACUUGGUUAAAGGAACCUUUCUUGUUGCAACCAAACAGUUCACAUACAAUAGUGAUAACUUAAGUCUUGCUUGUCUAAAUUUCAUGAACUCCAGAAACCAUUUACUAAUUUACAUUUGAGUUUAAUUUUCUUCAUUAACUAUUGUAUUUACAUUUGUAUUUCUCUUCCAUAUUCACAGUGUAUAUGUGCAGUUUUCCACCAGCCUCUUUUUGAUUCUAAAUUGUACCAAAGACAGGGUAUUAAUUAACAAACAUGUUUGUUGCAACAUUUUUAAAAAAAUUAUAUACUUAAGAGCUUGGUUUUCCCCAUCCCUUUUAAAACUAUUCACUCAUUCACCUUAAUAAUUAACUUGGGUUGCAUUCACAUGUUAUGGAGUAAUCUACUUUGCCUUGGAUAAACAGCCUAUACUGUGAAGUCCUGCCUGUUUAUGCCAUGCAAGUGUCAACCCUGCUCUUACGGCAUAAUUUUUGUAAAAAUCUGUAAGAAGCCUAAUUAUAUUCUUGUUCUGGGAGAAGAUAAGAAUGCCCUAGACUUUGAUAAAGGUUGGAGGCUACAGUCUACUCAAGUGCUGAAUCAAAUGCCUUGUUAGCUUCUCUUUGGUACAAUUACCGGUAGCUGUUUUUCAGACACACCUCUCUUCAAAGCGUUGAAUGCUGUUUGACCCUUUUCAUCUCAGAUAAGCAGUGCCUGUGGGCAUAUUUUCCAGUGGUGUUGCUUACUUUUAGGAGGAGUCUGUCUCAUAUCCUCUGUUUUUCAGUAGGAGAUAGUGCAUCAUGGUGCACUGUAAAAUAAUUUUAUUGGAAGAGGUAAAACUGUUGUGGAUGUUACCAGACAGCUCCCAAGAGCAUAUCAGCCGCUGUCUUAUUUCAGGACACUAGAAUCUGGAAGUGUAGUUUGGAUUAUACAGAACGGACAAGGAAAGUGCCAUUGCUUGUAUUGUGUUGUGUUUUGCAUAAAUUGUCCAGCAACAGGCUUAAAACAUUAAUUUUGAGGUUUGGAACCUGUUAUCUGCAACCUACUUUGGGUGAAUACAAUGGUUACAGUCACUUUUGAAAGCAAAAGCCCCCCCUCUGGUGGCGCAGAGGAUAGUGGCUAUAUCACAGGUACAGUGCAGUAUUUUCUGAACCUUCCUUCAAACUGCUCAAUGUGAAGCUCUUCCUAGCGGUUCUUCAAAGGUGAUUGGUGUAAUGCAGUUGAGCAUCAUUUUAACCUUUGUCAAGGGCAGCUGUGGCACAGGAAAGCCAUCUUUCUUACCUUUCUUUGGUGUACUUUUGAGACAUAUCUGCUUUCUGUGUAUAUACACCCAGCGACUAUAAAGUUUGAGGCUAUCAGUAUGUCAGCAUUCUAGUGACAUCAAGCUGAACCACGAAAGCAGAGCUUUUAGUGGUUUGUCACCUGGACUGCUCACUUGAUUUUAUAGAUUUGUUUGGUUUUCUUGUUCUAUUUUAUAUAAAACGUGGAUCUUAAUAAAAUAAUUCAAAAGAGGCAAUGUUCCCUCUUGUGUGUUAUCUCCUCCUAACAACAACACUAAUAGAGGGACAAAACGUGGUUACAGGUGAUGCUUUAACCAGCAGUACACUUGCCAUGCUAUAUUUUUGAAUAUUUCUUCUUUCUGCACAUGUGCAAAUAAUAGGCAUAGUUCCUUUAAGCAUAUUUGCUGUCCCAUGAGACAGCAAAUGAACAUGUAGAAACAUUUUUGCAGAGAGCUUUUACUGAUCAGUAUGGCUGAAGUUCAUAUAAUUUCACAGUUAUUCUGUCCUUAUAACUAGCAUUUUUAGUUCAGCUGUUAAUAAUUUACUUAAUGAUGAUCUGAAACAUAAUUUCUUGUCCAGAAUUAGGAAAUAUUUCAGAAUAGUAAAGGGCAGGCAUUUGGAAUAAGUUUCAAUUCUUUUUACCAACAAAACGCACACCCACAAAUCUCCAGCUUUAAACUUUCCUUUUGCCAAUUUAUUUGUAAUCCUUAUUCAUACUUGUGUUUGGAAAUCAGCAAUUAUCUUGCAUAGUGAUUACUUUUUACUGUAUGCCAAGAACUGUUGACCACUUAAUUGUUUUUUGCCGACGUUCUAUAGCUUAUUGAAACCAUUAAACUGAUAAUAACUGAAGACGUGAACUAUUAAGACUGUUCUGAUACCACCUAGUCUCCUUUUGGCACUUGAGACCAACAGCCUACUGGAGCUGACCAUCAAGGCAAACCUUCCACUUCCAGUGCUAUGAGAUGCAUUGAUUAGACACAGCAACACAGUUGUAGAGGGUUUGUUUGUUUUUUUGUUCAUGUCAAAUAUUUGAGUAAAUAAUAGAAUUUGUAACCCCCAUAAAGUUUUCAUUAAUUUAGCAAUGUACUGGCACCUAUGAUACUAUGUAGUGUCUUGAAGGUUAAACAAUUAUUAAAGCAAUUCAUUGAAAUAUAAAA